Messenger RNA from Blepharisma stoltei, 3236 nucleotides. Lineage: Eukaryota; Ciliophora; Heterotrichea; Heterotrichida; Blepharismidae. The record is from the annotation of a GenBank genome assembly.
AUGUCGAACAAAAAUCUAGCCAGAUCUUCGUACAUAAGAAGCCAGACUUCUAUUGUUGACAGUAUUGACAAUGUCCAAGGUCUCUCAUCUCGCUCCAACAACAUAAAAGUUGUAGGCAGAUUCAGGCCUCUUGUAGAUUUUGAAAAAGUAAUCCCCAUAUAGGCAUUUUUAAACAACCGAGAAAUAAUUUCUUUCAUCAAUGAUAAAACAGUGGCCAUUGGUGAAGGGAAAGAUAAAGAAUCUUUUACACUUGACAGAAUUUACGGCCCUGACUCCACAAACCAAGAAAUUUUCGAGUUUGUUGGCAAACAAACCAUUCUUGAUGUAAUGGACGGAUACAACGGCACAAUUUUUGUAUACGGGCAAACAGGCUCAGGCAAAACCUAUACGAUGCUUGGAGACGAUAUAUAUGAUGAAGAUUCAAGAGGGAUUAUUCCAAGGGCUGCAGCCCAGAUUUUUGAUUCUGUUCAAAAUAAUGAAGAGGAGACUGAGUAUAUAUUAAAAUGCUCAAUGGUAGAAAUUUAUAAAGAAACAUUAAGAGACUUAUUAGACGCAGAGCCUAAGCUGUUAAAAAUAAAAGAAAGCCCAAGACGAGGGGUUUAUGUAGAAGGGCUAAAUGAGGUCUGCGUUACCUCAGAAAUUGAAAUGUUAGAGAUUUUGUCUCUAGGAGAGACUAUGAGAACAGUUGCAGCGACCAAACUAAACAAAAUGUCGUCAAGGUCCCAUUUGAUUUUUAUAUUAGAAGUCAUGCAAAAAUACUCAAAUGGCUCAGAAAAAAAAGGCAUGCUAAACUUGGUAGAUUUGGCAGGCAGCGAAAAAGUCCACUCAACAGGGGUAGCAGGGCCAAAAAUUGAGGAAACCAAAAAAAUCAAUUUAUCGCUGUCUGCGCUUGGAAAUGUAAUCCAUGCUCUUAUAUCGAAUAGUGACCAUGUCCCUUACAGAGAUUCAAAACUUACAAGAAUUCUUCAAGAAAGCUUAGGUGGGAACUAUAAAACGACACUAAUAGUCGCCUGCUCACUUUCCCCUAAAUCAGAAGAAGAAACAUUAAACACAAUGCGGUUUGCCCUACGAGCCAGGGCGAUAAGAAAUAAAGUCAGGGUAAAUAUGAGAGACGCCCCUGAAAACUACAUACAGAAAAUUGAAUAUCUAGAAGCCGAGCUCAGGACUGCAAAAACUGAAAUAAUCCAACUUAAAGGAGAAAACCCGAGAAAGUCAAGCCCAAAUGUAAAUAAAAUGAUGGGGAGAAUGUCGACCAUAAGCCUUGAUAGCACAACAUCAAGGAAAAGAAGAGGCAGCGAAAUGAAGACAAAAGAGAAUAAUGGAGAUAUUAAAGUUAUGGUGUCGCUAGAUGAGCUCAGACAAUUCUCAGACGAGCCGUCAAGAAUUGAGAAGAAAAGCCCAAACCCUUUUCCCUUGUUUGAGCCAGACUCUCUUGCGUCAUCUUUUAAUUUCAUCCCAGAAAAAGGAGCUUCUGAUGCAGAAGUCGACUCAACGUCAAAUUUCAGAGAAAAUUUGAAACAAAAAGAUGAAGAAAUACAGGAGGCUAAAAAGAAAAACCAUAGUCUGAAAAAAGAAAACCAAGCUUUGACUGAUAAAGUUAGAGACUUAGAAGAAAAAAUGGCAUCAAUGAGGGCAAAACAGCUGCAGACAGAACAAAAAACGCAUGAGUAUUAUGAUAAUUACCAUAAGACAGCUUUGCUUAUAAACAAAGAUGCAGCUGAAAAUGCGUUAUUGAAAAAACAAAACGAAAGCUUAAAUAACCAAGUGAAACGAUUAACCAAAGCUUUAAUGGAGCUGGAUAGGCGAUAUGUCUAUUUAAAUGAAUAUAUAAAUAUCCAUGGGAGUAUUAUUUUUUAUUUUUAUAUACAUUGAAAAUAGGUAUAUAAAAAUUUCAUAGACUCAUGCAGGAAAUUUGACGUUUCUACUUGUGUGGAAUUUGAGGAGAGGACAGAAACACUUAGAAAAGACGAUUUUCCAGUCAUAACUGAAGUAAAUGAUGUAGAUGUCGACACAAGUGACAGCUAUGAUCUAGGACUGUCAAGAAGGGACAUCUCAAUUGAUAGAAAAGACCUUUUAACCUCCAGUCCUUAUGCUAUAGAACUGAAAAAAGCUUUAGACAACAACGCAGAGCUAUGCAAAGAUGUAGCCCUUUUUCAGCUGAGAAAUGAGCUGAUACAGGCUGGGAUUAUCAAUGCCAAUUUAGUCAGGGCAUAUCAUGGGCUAGACUGGAAGCUAAAUUUGGUUAACCAUAAAUAUAUGAUGAAAAGAAGCCUCUGCAAGCACCAAAUGGAAAACAUUAAAUCCCUUGAAAAAAUGCUUGACUUUUUACAUCACUCAUAUAGACACGUAAUUAAGCUAUACGACCAAAUGGAAAGGGAAGCCCCAAAAACCCAUUGCCAGACUGAGCAAACACCUAGGACAAGAAUGAUGAGGACAUUUACUAAUAAAAAAAUCACGAGGGUCAUAAAUGGACAAAUAGUCAAUACACUACCUCAAGACAGUGGGAGUUUUACUUUUAGUGGCCAAGCUCUAAGAUCAGCUGCACGUACUUUAAGUGUGCGUCCUAUAAAAGAAAUCCCUACUAAAACUGAUGAGGCCACCCCAAAGCACUAUAACUCUUCCUUUGCUGAAGCUGAAUCCAUCGACCCUUCUUUUUACCACACAAAACUGAGAGCAAUAGAAACAAGCUUCAACCUCCAGCAGCUCUACAAUGAACAGUUAAAAAAAAUGAACGAGGAAUACAAAGAAGAGCUGAACCAAUACAAGCUUUUGGUUUCUAACCUAGAGGGCGAUAUUUUUACUUCGCAUAAAAAUGAAAUGGAAAGGUGGAAAACCUUUGUGGACGAGCUGAAAAAUAAUUGUGAGCAAGAAUUAUGUAAUUUUAUAAUAAAUAUAGACAGUUUUUUUAUAUUGGAAAUAUAAGCUUAAUAGGAUUAUAAAUAGGUAUAAUAAGAAAACAAUGCGAAGUUGUAAGACUUAAUGAAGUUCUUGGAGAGUGGACCACAAGGUUUAUGGAACUUCAGGAAAAUUUGAGCACUCCGAAUAAGCCGCUAAAAAAAGAAAUGUAUAUUGAAAUCCAAGAGCUGGUCAGGUCUACGAUGUCUACUGCAAUUUAUACAGAGCCGAUGACAAAUAUUAACAGAAUGUUUGGAAGGUCACCACUGAGGGAGUAUAUGAAUAUAACUCCAGUACCUAUAACUAGGCGUCUUGCGUCACAAGGCGACCAAACUCCAUAA